CCUCCUUCUUCGACCUUCACUCCUCUCUACAUCCAUCCAGCCUGCUUCAGCCAGUCGCACAAGCCAACGGCGGCCUUCUUUGUGUGGCUCUAUUCUCUCUCCAAUCUAUUCCACAAUGGCGGGCGGAAUCUCCUUGAAGGUGACCAACAGGGUCCCCAAGAGACCCAUCAAGAAGCUCCCUUCAUCCAUUGAGCUUGGCAGCGACGCCACCGUCGAGGAUGUCAAGCUCGCCCUCGCCAAGGCUGCCGGCAUCGCCGACCACAAUCGCCUAGGCAUCUACGACCCGUCCACAAAGAAGACCCUCAAGGACAGAAAGGCCCCUCUCUCGAGCCUCGAGGCCGUCGUCAAGCAUGGCGAAGUUCUUGUCAAGGACAUGGGACCCCAAGUCUCUUGGCGCACCGUCUUCAUCAUGGAGUACCUCGGUCCAAUGCUCUUCCACCCCCCGAUCCUCGCUCUGCGCAACUACAUCUACCCCCCGCUCUACUCGCUGCUCAAGGGCCACGUCCCCGCGCCUGCCACCGAGCUCUCGUUCGCGCAGAAGGCCGGCUUCGCCAUGAUCAUGCUGCACUUCCUCAAGCGCGAGUACGAGACAGUCUUUGUCCACAAGUUCUCGGCUGCGACCAUGCCCGUCGCCAACAUUUUCUGGAACUCGAUUUUCUACUGGUCCGCCGCAGGUCUCCUCGGCGCCUUUGAGAUUUACGCGCCCUUCAGCCCCGCGGCGCUCGCCAAGGACCCCAUCACCACGUAUCUGGGCAUCGCGCUCUUCGUGUUCGGCCAGGUCGGCAACUUCCGCAUCCACAAGUACCUCUCGGGCUUGCGCAAGCCUGGUGAGACGGACCGCAAGCUGCCCCAGGGCUUCACCUUCCAGCUGGUCACCUGCCCCAACUACAUGUUCGAGGUCAUUGCGUGGGCAGGCAUCAUCAUCGCCACCCGCAGCCCCAGCCUCAUCUUCUUCAUCUCCAUCGGCAUCUACUACAUGUGGACCUGGGGCUGGGGCAAGGAGAAGGCCUACCGCAAGCAGUUUGGUGAUCAGUACAAGAAGAAGCGCUCCGUUAUGCUUCCUGGCCUUUUGUAAGCCAUAGCACGACGUUGGCUCUGGCUUCUCAGAGACCAGGGGUUCUGGGGUUCUGGCGAUGCCUCGAAUACUGUACGUUCACAUGUAGAUUACGGUAAGGUAGUGACCGGAGUACCAUAUAGAGCUUGCCAUACAUUUGCUGC
Messenger RNA from Microdochium trichocladiopsis, 1218 nucleotides. Its product is annotated as 3-oxo-5-alpha-steroid 4-dehydrogenase-domain-containing protein. Gene Ontology annotation, biological process: very long-chain fatty acid biosynthetic process. The transcript has 3 exons. The coding region runs from base 116 to 1075 and encodes 319 amino acids. Gene Ontology annotation, molecular function: oxidoreductase activity, acting on the CH-CH group of donors. The record is from RefSeq and is a predicted model, not a curated record. NCBI's taxonomy places the organism in Eukaryota, Fungi, Ascomycota, Sordariomycetes, Xylariales, Microdochiaceae.